CUUGACGAUCGAGGCUUGUGAGACUACAACAAUAUUAUUGGCGACGAGGUAGCAAAGGUAAAGCGUGUGAAACCGCAGAGAAACACUCUUUGCAAGUGAACAGAGUUGAGUAUUUUUGACUUGAGAUAUGUGGGGUAUACGCAAGAGAUCAUAUCAAAUGAGACAGAAUCAAUUAUGGGAAGCUGUCAAAAUAAGUGACAUACAGACGGCCAUGCGUCUUCUAAAGAUGGAAGUUAAUAUCAAUGGGCGUGAUAAACAUGGAAUUUACACUCUUUUAAUGAAAGCGUGCUGGAAUAAUGACCCGAAGAUGGUCGAGUUGUUGGUCACUAACUCAGCAGAUAUUAAUGAGACGAGCGGCAAGGGGGGCUGGACCGCUUUGAUUAUAGCGGCAGCCAAUGGACGAGAAGAAAUAGCGUCAGAGCUAUUGAAGGCUAAAGAUAUUAAUAUUAUGCAGAGAGACAUUUUUGGGAGGACAGCCAUUCAUAUCGCUGCAAGAUGCAAUCACGAUACUAUUGUAAAGAGACUUCUGUCUCGUUCUACUCCUGUUGAUGUAAUCGAUAAUGAUGGUUGUACGCCGUUGUGGUAUGCUGCCUAUAAUGGUGCUGCACGUUGUGUUACUGUUCUUCUAAAGCAUGGAGCGUGUCCUCAAUAUGCAAGUAAGAGUGAAGUAUCUCCAGUGCAUAUUGCUAAGGAACGUGGUCACAGGCGUGUAGUUGAGAUAAUGGAAAAAGCUAUAAGAUUGAGAUGUCAUCCUUAUGUGCUGUCUCACAUGACUGUUACGAGGCAGCAAGACCAACAGAAAAUUGCUGAUUUGCAAAGAGAAGUCGAAAACAUGAAAGAAGCAUUGACACAAUCAGUCAGUGAGAUUGAAGUGACUACUGUAAAUGAGAUUCAGCAAAGAGAGGAGGUUGCUGAAAGCAACAUGUCUGAUGAAUCUUGGUUGCUGUCACAGUCACCAGAAGAUAUCAUGUAUGCCGUUAGGGCGCUUGGAUGUGAUCAAUGGAGUGAUGUUGGACUCGAGUUAGGCUACACAUUGCCUGAACUUACCUCCCUUACCUCUACAAUUACUGCACCUCACUGCAAGCUGCAUGCUAUACUUAUAGCAAAAGCAGCUGCUGUUGGUGCCAGCAAUAUUGUUCUUACAAUCUUGCGGGCUUGCCAGCGUAUUGGCUUUCCAAUUUGUGCUGCUACGAUCAAGGAUGAAGUCAUUAGACGUCAUCAGAGACUAAGAACACAGACUGGUGGGCAACACUUGACUUGGUGACUUUGUUGUCUAGCUGCAUGCAUAGCUGUUCGAGUGAGGCGCUAGCCUGACUGACAAAAGCGAGUCAGAAUGUGAAAGAAUAAAUCGAAUUUUUUACUUG
This is a messenger RNA of Corticium candelabrum, 1364 nucleotides long. RefSeq names its product E3 ubiquitin-protein ligase HACE1-like. The record is from RefSeq and is a predicted model, not a curated record. The coding region runs from base 128 to 1264 and encodes 378 amino acids. The transcript is spliced from 10 exons. Lineage: Eukaryota; Metazoa; Porifera; Homoscleromorpha; Homosclerophorida; Plakinidae. Gene Ontology annotation, molecular function: protein binding.